AAAAAUUUCACCGAUAGAUGCCCUUCCUGUUAGUUAACUGAACGAACAUAUUGUGCGUGUAGUCGGUGUGACAUGGCUGCUACUACUAAUACAGAAGAUAUUGAGGAAGUGGAACGGAAGGAACAAGAAGUUACGAAUUUCGAUGAGUUUCCACCUGAAGUUCUAAUCAAACAUCCAUUGCAACAUACAUGGACACUAUGGUAUUAUGAACAGGACAAGAACAAAUCAUGGGAGGAGAGUCAGAGAAAAAUUACAAGUUUUGAUACAGCUGAAGAUUUUUGGAGUUUAUACAAUCACAUAAAAGCUGCAUCAGAAUUAAGACAAGGAUGUGACUAUAGUUUAUUCAAGCAAGGGAUCAGACCUAUGUGGGAAGACGAUGCUAAUAAAGCUGGUGGAAGGUGGCUUAUAAACUUAGAUAAAAAGCAGAGAUCUUCAGAUUUAGACCACUUUUGGUUAGAAACACUUUUAUGUAUGAUUGGUGAGGCCUUUAAUGGAUACUCUGACGAUGUUUGUGGAGCAGUAGUAAACAUAAGGACAAAAGGAGAUAAAAUCGGUGUAUGGACAGCAAAUGCCAAUAGCGAAGACAGCGUCCUGGAAAUUGGGCGCAAAUUGAGAGAGAGAUUAAAAAUCACAUCAAAAGUAUCUAUAGGAUAUCAAAUACAUAAAGAUAUUAUGGUCAAAGUAGGAAGUCAAACAAAAAAUGCCUAUAUUAUCUAAAUACUAUUGAUGUUAUAUUAAUAUCACAUUAAUAUCCAUUAUUCAUUAAAAAGUGUCAAGCUGGGCUGAAAAUACAUUAAUCAUACAGACAUACAAAAUUUAAACGGAUUAUCACUGGAGACAUUUAAAUGAAAAUUCAGUGUACAAUUUCUAAGAAACUACAUUUUCAUUGUAGCUAGAUAUUUUCUUAAUGAAAUUAAAAAAACGAACACCAAUAAAUAUGCGCUAACCAGAUGUAUAUUGUACUAAAAUUUACCGUGAUGUCAUAUGUAAUUUAGGAUUAGAUUAUGAAAGAUACGCACGGGCUGCUGUAUUUUUCAAGGAAUAUAAAUUAUAUGAUUAUAUGAAAUAAUUAACAUAUAUGUAUAUAUCUUUUUACUUUUAGUUACCUUUAAUAAAUUUCACCCUAAAUGUUAAUUCAUAUAAGUGAACAUUUUUUUAAUAAACUUGUUAGAAUUUAA
This is a messenger RNA of Megalopta genalis, 1178 nucleotides long. RefSeq names its product eukaryotic translation initiation factor 4E4 (gene eIF4E4). Gene Ontology annotation, biological process: translational initiation. Gene Ontology annotation, cellular component: eukaryotic translation initiation factor 4F complex; cytoplasm. NCBI's taxonomy places the organism in Eukaryota, Metazoa, Arthropoda, Insecta, Hymenoptera, Halictidae. Gene Ontology annotation, molecular function: translation initiation factor activity; RNA 7-methylguanosine cap binding. The record is from RefSeq and is a predicted model, not a curated record.